Molecule: messenger RNA, 828 nt
Organism: Trichomonas vaginalis G3
Lineage: Eukaryota; Parabasalia; Trichomonadida; Trichomonadidae
Product: Ankyrin repeat family
Exons: 1
Coding region: 1-828 (275 amino acids)
Molecular function (GO): protein binding
Source: RefSeq, a predicted model, not a curated record
AUGAAACUAGGAAAGGCAAUGGUAUUAAUGGAGCCUUAUCCUGUACUCCAAGGCGACCCAACUUUAAUUUUAUAUGCUGCAUAUUGCAAUUCUAUUAAUUGUUUUAAAUGGCUCUUUUUGAAUGGCGCAAGCUUGAAUGCAAAAGAUAAAUGGGGACAAGACGCAGCCUAUUUCGCCAUUUCCGGCGGAUCAUUGGAAAUAUUACGCAUUCUUGAACAACAAGGGUUUGAAGUAUAUAAUUUGGAACCUUGUAUCGAACAUAGACAGUAUCAUAUUUUUGAUUGGAUAAUUGAACAAAACUUAGAUGAAAAAGGUAGAUAUCAACAUGAUUUAAUAAAUAAUGCUUAUAUUUUUAGUGCAAGAUAUAAUAAUGCAUACACUCUUUGUGAAUGCUUAAAUUAUGGCGCAGAUCCAAUGGCAAAUCUCCAACUGUGGGGAGCUCUGCAUCAAUCAAUUUUAUAUUCUGAUUUGCAGAUUGCAAUUCUGCUUGCACAAUGCAGCGAAAUAGAUGUUAAUUGGAAAGACGCAAAUGGUUGUUCAGCACUUCUUUUUGCAACAACUAACCAUUGCUAUAAAGUUGUUAAGGCUCUUGUUUGCAAUCCAAGGGUGGAUAUUAAUACUUUCGAUAAUAGCCAAUGGACUUGUUUGCAUCGUUUAGUUUCGGAUAGAGCAACUGAGAUGAUAAAGUUUAUUUGCUCAUUGAAUGGAUUCGAUGUAAAUGUAAGGGAUAUUAAUGGAAUAUCUGCUUUUGAUUUAGCAAAAUCGAUGGAUUACAAAGAUGCAAUGGAUAUUAUUUCAAAAUCACCCGGAUUUAAUCAUAUGAAAUAG